Molecule: messenger RNA, 1727 nt
Organism: Maniola jurtina (meadow brown)
Lineage: Eukaryota; Metazoa; Arthropoda; Insecta; Lepidoptera; Nymphalidae
Gene: Nfs1
Product: cysteine desulfurase, mitochondrial
Exons: 8
Coding region: 110-1474 (454 amino acids)
Biological process (GO): [2Fe-2S] cluster assembly
Cellular component (GO): nucleus; cytosol; mitochondrion
Molecular function (GO): cysteine desulfurase activity; pyridoxal phosphate binding
Source: RefSeq, a predicted model, not a curated record
UCUUUGUCACUGUCAGUGUUUGGCUGUCACCACACAAAAUUGAGAAAAACUAGAAAAUCUAAAAACUGAAAAGUGGAAAAUUACAGUAAAGUAAUAACCCUGUAAAAAUAUGUUUCGAGUUAUUAAAAAUAUUUCACCUGUGCUUUGUAAAAAUCUACUUCAAAGACCGGCACAAUCAGAAAAUGCAAUUUUUAUGUUUGUUCAGGCGAAAAAUCUCCAAACAGAUUCCGCCGAUGAAAAGUUUUCUUUGAAACAUGAAGAAGUCGGUCGUCCACUGUAUUUCGACGCACAAGCUACAACACCCGUUGAUCCAAGGGUACUUGAUGCCAUGUUGCCAUAUUUAGUGAAUUAUCAUGGCAAUCCUCAUUCUCGAACUCAUGCCUAUGGAUGGGAAAGUGAAGCAGGCGUAGAAAAAGCAAGGGAGCAAGUAGCUAAUCUCAUUAAUGCUGAUCCUAAAGAAAUUAUAUUUACUUCAGGAGCUACUGAAUCCAAUAAUAUAUCUGUAAAAGGAGUAGCACAUUUCUAUGCACCAAGGAAGAAGCAUAUUGUGACAACUCAAAUUGAGCACAAAUGUGUGCUAGAUUCGUGUCGGGCUCUAGAAGGAGAAGGAUUUAAAAUUACAUAUUUGCCAGUAGGACCAAAUGGCAUCAUAAGUUUACAAGAUUUAGAAGAAGCACUUACACCAGAAACUAGCUUGGUCUCAAUUAUGACAGUCAACAAUGAAAUUGGAGUUCUACAACCAAUUGCUGAAAUUGGUGCCAUAUGCAAGAAAAAGAAGAUAUUUUUCCAUACAGAUGCAGCACAGGCUGUUGGGAAAAUUCCUCUCGAUGUAAAUUCUAUGAAUAUAGAUCUAAUGUCUAUUUCUGGUCAUAAAGUGUAUGGACCGAAGGGUGUGGGUGCCCUCUUUAUAAGACGACGGCCGAGGGUCCGGGUGGAGCCUCUUCAGAGUGGAGGUGGCCAGGAGCGAGGAAUGAGAAGUGGAACUGUACCAACACCCUUGGUUGUUGGUUUAGGUGCAGCCUGUGAGCUGGCACAACGGGAAAUGAGUUAUGACCAUGCAUGGAUGGAGAAACUUGCUAAUCGCUUUCUAGAUAAGAUUUACUCAAAAUUGACACAUGUUAUAAGAAACGGAGAUCCCAAACAAACAUAUCCUGGAUGCGUUAAUUUAUCGUUUGCUUACGUUGAAGGAGAAUCACUACUCAUGGCUUUGAAAGAUGUGGCGUUAUCCAGUGGAUCGGCUUGCACUUCAGCAUCUCUGGAACCCUCGUAUGUGUUAAGAGCCAUUGGCACAGACGAAGAUCUUGCUCACAGCUCAAUUAGAUUCGGACUAGGAAGAUUUACAACAAUAGAGGAGGUUGACUACACUGCAGAAAAGACCAUCAGACAUGUAGAAAGACUUCGAGAAAUGAGCCCUCUAUGGGAAAUGGUCCAAGAGGGGGUAGACAUUAAAACGAUUCAAUGGUCUCAACACUAAAGACUGAAAUAAACAGAACGCGCGACGGAAACGGUUGCUAACUACACCUCGAAGUUGUAAUAUACAAGACACUAUUAUGAAGGCUUUAACACUGUGAAGCUGAGGUCACGCGCUGCAAUGUAACAUGCUUCUUAUAUAUUGUUUAGUUACAGCCUUAGUAUAAGAUUUUUCAUCUCACCGACCUUGAUAGUACUUGAGUCAAAACCUAAUAACGUCUGAGUAAAAUGGGCCUAAAGAACUUUGAUUUAAAGUC